UAUAAUUUUUAAGUAAUUAUAGUGCAAUAAAAUUAAUUGAUAUUUUUUGUAACCCACUAAGCUUCUUAAAGUUUAGAAAGACUUAUCUCAUCGUUCGUUAUUCAAAACUUAUUAACACUUGUACUAGGGAAAGAUUAUUUUUAAAUCAAUCAGAUCUGUCAAAAACAAGCUAUUAUAGACAUCUCGUAUUCACAAAAUUUACAUACAUAAUAUGUUGUAUUUUGUAGACACAUAUAAUUAAUAUUCUCUAUAAUUCAUAUGCUAAGUUUAUCUUUAGUUUAUAUCUUGCACAUAUUCUACACCACGUAAUGUUCUUUUUUGUUAAGUGAUAUUCGUAUAAAUGAAAUGUACGAUUUAUUGGCAAUUUAGUAUUUCAAGUAUCAUAACUGUGGAACUAAUGUCUCGGCUAAGCUGCAUCGCGUUGAUCAUUGCUAUGAACGUACUAAUGUGCGUUUUUGCAGAAGAAGUAAAGCUCUACUCUGAUCGGUAUGAUCACAUUGACAUUAGAGCUGCUCUCAACAAUAAAGAGGUGCGAGAAGCAUAUUACAAUUGCUUUAUGGAACUAGCACCGUGCCAAACACCAGAACAGGUGGCCUUAACAGCAAUGUUCGGCGAAGCUUACCAAACUAAAUGCAGGAGGUGUACUGAAAAGCAAAAAGAAAUCUUAAACCUAACUGCUGAGUGGUUCGUAGAGAAUGAUCCCGAGAAAUGGCGAUUAAUAGUUGCGAAGACCAUAGAACUUAUGAAGAGGAAAGCUGCUCAAAGCACUGCUGGUAACACAAAUGAAUAACAAAUUCCUCGACGCAUGCAGGUUUUCUUGAUGUCUACGGUUUUUCUCGAUUAAUUAAUAUGAAUAUGAUGUUAUAACUUGUAAUAUAAUUUACAAUUUAAUAAAUCAAAUAAUACUUAAUUGUAAACAGUAUCAUCUCAUGGGGGGUUAAAAAUAUUUUAUAUGAAAAAUUACGUUUACUAAUAUGCAAUUUGUAUUUUUUCACAGAAAUAUGUUGUAAAA
Molecule: messenger RNA, 1012 nt
Organism: Wasmannia auropunctata (little fire ant)
Lineage: Eukaryota; Metazoa; Arthropoda; Insecta; Hymenoptera; Formicidae
Product: ejaculatory bulb-specific protein 3-like
Exons: 2
Coding region: 341-790 (149 amino acids)
Source: RefSeq, a predicted model, not a curated record